AUGGAUUUAAGCAAGCUCAAAGCGAUAAGAUCCGGGAACAGAAGUGCUGUUACAAAACUUUUUCGGAAGAUAGAUGCAGCGAAGCAAGAAACAGAUUUCGAUCCAGAAGAGUUGAACGCAACAUUUGAAAACCUUCUUCAGAAGCAAAAGAUAUUGAACAAUUUGAACGAGCAGAUACUCCAGCUAGCGGAAGCAGAAGAUAUUGAAAGUGAAAUUCUAGAUUCAGAUGAGUAUUGUAUUACGUUAGAAACCAAAAUCAGACACAUAAGAAAUUUUUUUAGAGAUACUCAUACCACACCAAAGACACGUCAGAGUGAAACUUCAUCCCAGAUAUUAAAUGUUGACUCUCAACCGUUCGUCUCAGCAAACCUCACAGAAAACUCAUGCACGCAGUCGUCACAAAAUCCUUUCUCUCAAGCGAGUAACACAGUGAGUACUAAUAUAAAUUCGUAUACAUCCGCAAGCAGUCAGAAUCACUACUUACCCAAACUCUCACUUCCGAUAUUCACAGGGAAUAUAUUAGAGUGGCAAACUUUCUGGGAUUCGUAUGAAUGCGCCAUACAUUUAAACCCUUCAUUGAUCGAUGUCCAGAAAUUUAAUUACCUCAAAGCGCAGUUACAAAAUGAAGCUUUACGCACCAUAGCUGGUUUUGCGCUCACCAAUGCAAACUAUGCGGACGCCAUUAUUUUAUUGAAAGAGAGAUUCGGACAAACACACAAAAUCACGCAAGCAUACAUUCAAGCAUUAUUAGAUAUUCCAUCACCACGAAACCAUCUUGUCAGUUUGAGACAAUUCUAUGAUCAAAUGGAAACUUACGUCAGAGGGCUAGAAUCUUUGGGCCAGUCACAAGACUCGUAUGGAACAUUACUUGUACCAAUUAUUUUGGAAAAAUUACCGGGAGAAAUUAAAAAAAACCUUGCCCGUGAACAUGGAACAGAAAACUGGUCAUUACGAGACCUCCGGAAAAGUAUUUGCAAUGAAAUUAACAUAAUUGAUGCGGGACAAGACACUGAAACUUCUGACAAUUUACCAAGUACAUCAUCUUUCUUUACCGGAACUAAAUCAACAAAACCCCACCAAAAUCAAGCUCCAAAUACAAGAAAUAUACGCCAGAAUUUAGACACUAAACCUUGUGUAUUCUGCCGCGAUGUACACGCACCAGCGCAUUGA
Messenger RNA from Mytilus trossulus (common blue mussel), 1170 nucleotides. RefSeq lists its product as uncharacterized. Bases 1 to 1170 code for a protein of 389 amino acids. Lineage: Eukaryota; Metazoa; Mollusca; Bivalvia; Mytilida; Mytilidae. The transcript has a single exon. The record is from RefSeq and is a predicted model, not a curated record.